Messenger RNA from Paramormyrops kingsleyae, 3214 nucleotides. Its product is annotated as COPI coat complex subunit beta 1. Gene Ontology annotation, cellular component: COPI vesicle coat; cytoplasm. Gene Ontology annotation, molecular function: structural molecule activity. Gene Ontology annotation, biological process: intra-Golgi vesicle-mediated transport; intracellular protein transport; endoplasmic reticulum to Golgi vesicle-mediated transport. The record is from RefSeq and is a predicted model, not a curated record. Lineage: Eukaryota; Metazoa; Chordata; Actinopteri; Osteoglossiformes; Mormyridae.
CUUCGCUACCCAUUCAACGAGUCGGUCCGGAAUGCGGAACCUCCACGUCAUAUGGAAACAGUCGAUGCGGGGUAGAAGGUAAAAACAGAGAAUCAUCAGAGGGGAAUAUCAACCGGAGUCUUCUAAGAAGACAUCCCAAUCGGCACAAUGACAGCCGCAGAAAAUGUGUGUUAUACCCUUAUAAACGUGCAGACGGACUCAGAACCUCCAUCAGAAAUCAGCCUGAAAGCAGAUUUAGAAAAGGGUGAAAUCAAGGCCAAGACCGAAGCUUUGAAGAAGGUGAUCAUCAUGAUCCUGAAUGGGGAGAAGCUGCCCGGACUGCUGAUGACCAUCAUCCGCUUCGUUCUUCCUCUGCAAGACCACACCAUCAAGAAGCUUCUCCUGGUCUUUUGGGAGAUUGUACCCAAGACCACACCAGAUGGCAAGCUGCUCCAGGAGAUGAUCCUGGUCUGUGAUGCCUAUCGGAAGGACCUGCAGCACCCCAACGAGUUCAUCCGCGGCUCCACGCUGCGCUUCCUGUGCAAACUGAAGGAGGCAGAGCUGUUGGAGCCCCUGAUGCCAGCCAUCCGCGCCUGCCUGGAACAUCGCCAUAGUUACGUGCGACGGAAUGCUGUGCUGGCCGUCUACACUAUAUACAGGAAUUUUGAGAAUUUGAUUCCUGAUGCCCCGGAGCUCAUCCACGAUUUUCUGGUGAACGAGAAAGAUGCCAGCUGUAAGAGAAAUGCCUUCAUGAUGCUGAUUCACGCAGACCAGGACCGAGCACUGGACUACCUGAGCACCUGCAUCGACCAGGUCCAUACCUUCGGGGACAUUCUGCAGCUGGUCAUCGUGGAGCUAAUUUACAAGGUGUGUCACGCCAACCCGUCGGAGCGUGCCCGCUUCAUCCGUUGCAUCUACAACCUGCUGCAGUCCUCCAGCCCCGCUGUCAAGUACGAAGCAGCGGGGACACUGGUGACCCUCUCCAGCGCACCCACGGCCAUCAAGGCAGCCGCUCAGUGCUACAUUGACCUAAUCAUCAAGGAGAGCGAUAAUAACGUCAAGCUUAUUGUCCUGGAUCGCCUGGUUGAGCUGAAGGAGAACCCCACCCACGACCGCGUGCUCCAGGAUCUGGUCAUGGACAUCCUGCGAGUCUUGGCAACGCCUGACCUGGAAGUCCGGAAAAAGACCCUGCAGUUGGCUCUGGACCUGGUUUCAUCUCGCAACGUGGAGGAGCUCGUGAUCGUACUGAAGAAGGAGGUAAUCAAGACCAAUAAUGUGACCGAACAUGAGGACACGGAUAAAUACAGGCAACUGCUGGUACGGACGCUGCACUCCUGCAGCGUGCGCUUCCCCGACAUGGCGGCUAAUGUCAUCCCCGUGUUGAUGGAGUUCCUGAGCGACACCAACGAGGCAGCCGCCACCAACGUGUUGGAGUUCAUCAGGGAGGCCAUCCAGAGGUUCGAUGGCCUGCGGCCUCUUGUCUUUGAGAAGCUACUGGAGGUGUUCCACUCCAUCAAGGCCGUGAAGAUUUUCAGGGGAGCACUGUGGAUUUUGGGCGAGUACUGCUGCACCAAGGAGGACAUCCAGAGCGUGAUGACAGAAAUCCGAAGGUCCCUAGGAGAGAUCCCGAUCGUGGAGAAUGAGUUAAAGAGAGAGCUGGGCGAGAUCAAGCCUGAGGAUGAGGCGACGGUGACCCCCGCGCAGAAACUGGUGACGGAGAUGGGCACCUAUGUGACUCAGAGCGCCUUGGUCUCCACAAGACCCACUAAGAAGGAUGAGGACAGACCUCCCCUAAGGGGCUUCCUGAUGGAUGGAGAUUUCUACGUUGCUGCUGCCUUGGCGACCACCCUGACCAAACUUGCCCUUCGCUAUGUGUCUAUCAUCCCAGAUAAAAGGAAGCAAAAUUCCUUUGUGGCCGAAGCCAUGCUGAUCAUGGCCUCCGUGCUCCACCUGGGCAAGUCGUCGCUGGCCAAGAAGCCGAUCACGGACGACGACGUGGACCGCAUCUCGCUGUGCAUCAAGGUGCUGUCUGAGUGCUCGCCACUCAUGGAUGACAUCUUCAACAAGGAGUGCCGCAGCUCACUGUCGCACAUGUUAACAGUGAAGCUGGAGGAGGAGAAGCUCUCGCAAAAGAAAGAGUCAGAGAAGCGCAGCGUGACAGUGCAGGCCGACGACCCCCUCACCUUCAUGCAGCUCACUGCCAAGAGCGAGACGGCCUCCAAGGAGGACCAGUUCCAGCUCAGCCUGCUCGCGGCUAUGGGCAACACGCAGAGGAAGGAGGCUACCGACCCAUCGGCCUCUAAGCUCAACAAGGUCACCCAGCUGACUGGGUUCUCUGACCCAGUGUACGCAGAGGCCUAUGUCCAUGUCAACCAGUACGACAUAGUGCUGGAUGUGCUGGUCGUCAACCAGACCAGUGACACCCUGCAGAAUUGUACGCUGGAGCUGGCCACUCUGGGUGACCUGAAGCUAGUGGAGAAGCCCUCCCCCCUCACACUGGCUCCCCACGACUUCACCAACAUCAAGGCCAACGUCAAAGUGGCGUCCACAGAAAAUGGCAUCAUCUUUGGAAACAUAGUCUAUGACGUGUCAGGCGCGGCCAGCGACAGGAACUGUGUGGUGCUGAGUGACAUCCACAUAGACAUCAUGGACUACAUCCAGUCAGCCUCCUGCACUGAUGCCGAGUUCAGACAAAUGUGGGCCGAGUUUGAGUGGGAGAACAAGGUCACGGUGAACACGAACAUCGCGGACCUGUAUGAGUACCUGCAGCACAUCCUCUCCUCCACCAACAUGAGAUGCCUGACUCCAGAGAAGGCUCUGUCAGGGUUCUGCGGCUUCAUGGCUGCUAACCUGUACGCCCGCUCCAUCUUCGGGGAAGAUGCCCUCGCCAACGUUAGCAUCGAGAAGCCCGUGCACCUGGGCCCUGACGCUCCAGUGAGCGGCCACAUCCGGAUCCGUGCCAAGAGUCAGGGCAUGGCAUUGAGCCUUGGAGACAAGAUUAACCUAUCCCAGAAGAAGAUCAGCAUAUGAAUGGACCAGGGAGGCUGUUGGUAGAUGACCCUCGCCUUAUGCGGACAUUUCCCCUUCAUGUUUCUGUUACUUGUGUCCGUGCAGAUGCACUUUACUGUCCCCUUCCAGCCUUCUGACUUCCCUGGUGUGCAGAAAUACUGAUGGCUACGAUUCUGUAACUCGCUUAACUCUGUGCCUCGCAAUAAAGACAUCUGAUUUGAUCGCA